AUGUCCUACAGAUCCUCCGCAACUACUGCGGUCUCCGCCCCCGGUAAGGUCCUUCUGACCGGUGGCUAUCUCGUUCUAGACCGCAAUUUCACAGGCACCGUCUUUGCCCUCGACGCUAGAAUUCACGUCGUUGUUGAACAGCUGCGGAAGGGCCAUCGCCGUGCCCCAUCUCAAGAGAAAGAAAACGAAGACUCAAUCGUCGUGCGCUCGCCCCAGUUCGUCGGCGCAGUCUGGGAAUACAGCAUCGCGCGGUGUGAAAACGCCGGCGGAAUUAAAGUCAUGCAGAAAAACGAGGGACGGGGCAAUCCCUUCGUCGAGACCUCGUUAAAUUUCGCCUUGACCUAUAUUAGCUACGUGGCUGAUUCCAAGGAUUUUGGCUCACUGUCGAUCACAAUCCUCGCGGAUAAUGACUACUACUCCGAAACCGCGUGUUCCAAAGCUUCAGGACAAAAUGCUGCGGGCAAGUUUGUGAACUUUGGGGUUCCUCUCCAUGAAGCACACAAGACCGGCCUCGGUUCGUCGGCCGCUUUGGUUACUGCGCUGGUGUCCGCCCUGGUCAUCCACCGUACUAUGCAACCGGAUGACAUUGGUGCUGCCCGUGACAAAUUACACAACCUCGCUCAGGCAGCCCAUUGUGCAGCGCAAGGAAAAGUGGGCUCUGGAUUCGAUGUUGCUGCGGCUGUUUAUGGCUCCUGCCUAUACCGCAGAUUCUCGCCGUCUAUUCUGGAAUCAAUCGGUGACGUCGGCACGGCUGGGUUUGAGGAACGGCUAUUCAAGGUGGUUGAGGAUGCCGAUCCCGAACACCCAUGGGACACUGAAUGUUUGGAUUUCGGCAUGACUCUUCCCCGCGGCAUGCAAAUGGUUCUGUGUGAUGUCGAAUGCGGCUCGCAAACCCCCUCGAUGGUCAAGAAAGUUCUGGAAUGGCGCAAGCAAACCCCACAAGAAGCGGACCUCCUCUGGGAUGCUCUCCAGUCGAACAACGAGCGGCUCUGCCUCGAGCUCAAACAGCUCUCUCAAAACUCCGAGAAAGGCUUUGGCGACGUCCGCGACCUCAUCCAACGCUCUCGGAACCACAUUCGCAGCAUGACCGCGAAGUCCGGGGUCCCUAUCGAACCCAAGGUACAGACCGAACUUCUUGAUGCCAUGUCCGAGGUUGAAGGUGUUGUGGGCGGCGUGGUUCCCGGCGCAGGCGGCUACGAUGCUCUAGCGGUCCUGAUCCGCGAUGACCCCGAGGUGAUUGAGCGACUAAACACGCUUUUCGCAACCUGGGAGAGCAAAGUGGACGACGACUUUGGAGGGAAGAUCGGCCAAGUCCGGCUCCUCGGAGUGCGUCACGGCUCCAGGGGCCUGGAGAACGAGUCCCUGGAGCAGUAUCGCGGGUGGUUGUAGGCGAUCACUGGAAGAGAACGAAAUCUACCUGACCGGCCUUCCCUUCUUAAUUGUGCAUUUCCCCCCCCCCCUGCUUCCUCUCUUCCAAUGGGUGUCUGUGUCUGUGUCUUACGAGGAACGACUCUAACGAAGGACACGUCUAAAUGAUGAACGAUGAACGUAAUGAAUGGUCUACAAUGAAAU
Aspergillus ochraceoroseus IBT 24754 is the source of this 1572-nucleotide messenger RNA. RefSeq names its product phosphomevalonate kinase (gene erg8). The transcript is spliced from 3 exons. NCBI's taxonomy places the organism in Eukaryota, Fungi, Ascomycota, Eurotiomycetes, Eurotiales, Aspergillaceae. Gene Ontology annotation, molecular function: phosphomevalonate kinase activity; ATP binding. Gene Ontology annotation, cellular component: peroxisome. The record is from RefSeq and is a predicted model, not a curated record. Bases 1 to 1389 code for a protein of 462 amino acids. Gene Ontology annotation, biological process: ergosterol biosynthetic process; isopentenyl diphosphate biosynthetic process, mevalonate pathway.